AUGGCUUUGAGCUGCGAAUCCGGCGUAUGGAGAGGAGUAGCCGGUAGGUGCGCCGCUGCGGCUUUACGCCUUCUAGCAGCGUUGCUGCUGUGCCGCUGCUGUCUUCUACCGCUUGCCGCCGGCACGCUCGACGUGGACAAAAACGUCGGCGCUCCCAAGGAGCUAACCAUCGUGUCUGCCACCGAGUAUGACCGCGAAGAGUUGCAGAAGCUCACCGAAUUCCGGCAGCGCCACCGGAAAACCGUGGACGGCAUGCUCUGCGCUGCCGCGUUUGUGCGCAAUGGGAAAACGUUCACCGACUGCACGACUUCUGAGGCUCCCGACGGCUCUGUUGGCAGGGAGUGGUGUUACGUCGAGGUGCAGCUGGUCGGCGUAGGCUUUCGCGACUGGGACUUCUGCGCCGGAGUAGUUGACUAUGACGUACUGCGGUCGAAAGCCACGCUGCUGUCACAGUUGAAGGCCUCGGAGCUCGCCCAUUCGGUGCUGCAGCUGUCAUCGGAGGAGAGCCGUCUCACGAGAACGCUAUCGCACUUCCACGAAGUAUGUGGCCGCGGUGCUGAGUCGCACGAGAUCGAGCUGCACGAGUUAUCGCAUGCACUGCAUGGUUUGGAGCGUGCCCUUCAGCAGGUGAAGGCCAAUUCGCGAACACUGCAGACCCUGACCGAGCAGCACGAGGCGCUGGAAGAGCGCCUUGCUAUUGCGAGGAAGAACGCUCUCAACGACAAGCGGAACUGCGCCUUCGUUCAGGGUUACACUCCCGCGGCUGUCGGCGACGGUAUCCGAGCCAGCUAUUUCGACAACCCGUACUUCAGGGGCCCGCCCGUCGGAUUUUUCGACCAUCCACACCUCGCCGUGACAUUCGACGAGGUGCUGCCAGUGGGCGGGGUUGACAUAAGAUCGUUCUCCGUGCGUUUCGAGGGCUACUUGCGGGCGCCAGUUUCCGACACGUAUACAAUCUGGGUUGAUGCGGACUGCAAUUUCCGGCUGUUUAUCGACGGCGAGCUCGUUGUUGAGCAUGGUCUGGAGGGCCACGCAAAGUUCACGGCGGCGUUCAGCCCCGUUGGGGUGGUUGCGCUCGACGGUCGCUCGACAUCGUCGUCGCACCUCGCGUCGCGGAAGUUGCUUCUGGACGGCGGGAAGCGCUACCCGAUUGUCCUGGAGUAUUCCCACCAGAGCGUCCUGAAAUACCGCGAUGAGAAGGUCGCCAGGAUCUCCGUGAGCUGGGGCACGGCCACCCGUCCUCAGGCCGUGAUUGGUGGCGAACACUUCUUCCGCAGUCGCGAGUCCGGCGAGGCCUUGGUGAUAAGCGGGAUUGAAGCUAGACUAUUCGACCUGGCUAUGCUGGAGAACGGCGCGCAGGCGUUCCUUCACGUCACUAACCUGGUGGUGGCCGAUGUCCCGGACCGGUUCCGCGGUGCGCGCAUGAUACGCACCGUUCUGAGGCCGGAUUUCGACAGCGUCACUUUCCACAUAUCGCACGACGCCGUGGUUUAUGUUGCGUUAUCUGCCCACGCCUCCUUCAUCCCGACAAACGCGGAGGACGCGUCGUUGUUCGAGCGAAGCAGCGAAGUAAUUUCGGUCUACGGCGUCGGUGACAACUGUGAGGAGGCCCUGAGCCAGCAGGAGUUCGUGGUCUACUACCGGCGGGUCAAGGCCGGUGUCGUGAAGCUGCAGCUCCUGGCUGAAACGUCCUUCUUUAUUUUCCUGCAACCCACAAUGGCGAACAUCGUGUGCCAGGACGAUUUGGAGUUCCUGCCCUUCAAGAACGGCGACCAGUGCGCAGCGUCUUCAUCGUCCUCUGCCGCAUUCGACUGCACCAAAGGUUUUGGAGGUGGCCACUGGCGGUCCGGGUCCAGCCGCUCGUCAGCUCAAUGGCUGACGCGCACGUUUGCGAACCCGGUGGAAUUGUCGUAUUUCCACUUCUCGGCGUUGGAUGGCAGUGGGCCCAUGCGUGCACGUGUGGUGUUCCCCGACGGCGCCGCCGAAGAGUUCGAGCUGCAGUCCCAGCUCCGCUACGACUUAGGCUACCACGGCGUGAUCGACUCGCUGCGUAUCGAGAUAGAAUCUGCAAACACCGGCGACUCGGUCGAAGCAGGCGAGUCUGACUGGACCCUCGGCGGCACCUUCGCUCUUUACGGGCGGCAAUGCGGAUCGAAGACCGUGGUGGAGGACGCAAUUCGGUUUCCCAUUCACAUCGAUUUCUGCCAGGCCAAUGAAUCCUGCGGGUCGCAGUACGUGGACCUGGGCCAUGCCAAGGGUGCGCACGGCAGGUUAUCGUACGGAUGGGGCGCCACCAAUAUCAUCACUGCUCUCGGUGAUGUCCCGUUCUGCACGUCUCGGUACCACACAGCGACUGCGGAAGGCGGUAUCGAUUCCAGCAGCCAAACUGCCUUUGGGCGCAUGCUCAAGGGUCGUUCGGGUUUGCCUCUGGGCAGUGGGCAGUGGUGGACGUUGGACGUCCCUGAACACGGCGUCUAUAUCGUGGAAGUGCUGCUGGCCGCCCUCUGUACCCACGUACAAUCCGCCUCGCUGCAGUUGAACGGCGUCGAGGUGCUAGAGGUGAGUGCGGUAUCAUACGCCUAA
Messenger RNA from Babesia bigemina, 2583 nucleotides. Its product is annotated as PA14 domain containing protein, putative. Lineage: Eukaryota; Apicomplexa; Aconoidasida; Piroplasmida; Babesiidae. The record is from RefSeq and is a predicted model, not a curated record. The transcript has 6 exons. The coding region runs from base 1 to 2583 and encodes 860 amino acids.